Gaeumannomyces tritici R3-111a-1 is the source of this 1090-nucleotide messenger RNA. Its product is annotated as 40S ribosomal protein S10-A. The coding region runs from base 121 to 636 and encodes 171 amino acids. The record is from RefSeq and is a predicted model, not a curated record. NCBI's taxonomy places the organism in Eukaryota, Fungi, Ascomycota, Sordariomycetes, Magnaporthales, Magnaporthaceae. Gene Ontology annotation, molecular function: structural constituent of ribosome; RNA binding. Gene Ontology annotation, cellular component: cytosolic small ribosomal subunit. The transcript is spliced from 5 exons.
AGCGCCCACACAAUCCUCCCUCCAUUGCUAAAAUUCGACCAAAUCCGAAUUUCAAACUUCCCUUGCCUCUGGACUCAAUAUCUCCAAGAAACGACGCCAACCGUCUAGCAUACCGACAAGAUGCUCAUCCCCAAGGCGGAUAGGAAGGCGAUCCACGAGAACCUCUUCAGAGAGGGCGUCUUGGUUGCGGCCAAAGACUUCAACCUGGCCGAGCACCCCGACAUUCCCGGCGUCAAGAACCUCUUCGUCAUCAAGGCCUGCCAGUCGCUCACCUCGCGCGGUCUCGUAAAGAGCCGCUUCUCAUGGCAAUACUACUACUACACCCUCACGCCCGAGGGCCUCGACUACCUCCGCGAGUGGCUCCAUCUUCCGGCUGAGAUCGUCCCGGCCACGCACAUCAAGCAGCAGCGAUCACACGCCCCUCCGCGCGGCAUGAUGGGAGCCGAGGGCGAGCGCGAGCGGAGGACCUUUGGCGGCCGUGGCCGUGGCGGCGACCGCCCCGAGCGCGGCGACCGCGAUGGUGGAUACCGCCGCCGCGACGCUGGCGAGGGCAAGGAGGGUGGUGCGCCUGGCGAGUUCCAGCCUCAGUUCCGCGGUGGAUUCGGCCGUGGCCGUGGUGCUGCCCCCCCUUCAUAAACUGCUAGCCGUCACAAUAGGACAGUGAGUUCUGCUUUGUUCUUGGGGUACCACAUGUAGUCGAAACGGGGUUCCGGUCAUGGACGCACACAAAAUACGCGUCAAGGGACUUUGAUGGGUUUGGUGGGGAGUUUGGACUUUGGAGCUUUACGAUCCUCGGGAAAAAAUCAUUUGCAUUACACAGGCCAUUUAUCCACGGUCGUCGAUAGGCCUGAUGCCAGUGAGGCUUUGGCAGUCAGACCUGGGCAGUGUGAGGCCCUCUGCUAGUGUCCAGUCGAGUCUCCGCAUGGAGCCCGACAAGACCCUCGCGUCACUCACACAUCGAUCGAUUUUCUAGAACUGAGUAAAUUCCUCUCAGUCUUGUGAACAGAUUCGCCACAAACCCGAAUAUCUAAAGACUGGCUUAACCUGGUAUACUGUUCUCAGGGCGACACCAAUAGACUGAUGUUCCUCA